GGCUGAAAGUUCGCACUGGACUCAUGGAAGUCAGCAUAAAGGGCAUCUAAGGUAUUUGUACCUAUCAAGAUCUGCUCUACAUAGAACGCGGAAGUGUUAGUGCAAGUAGUCCAUUUCAGUAAAACGGAGCGAGUUUAAACAGUUGGCGUUCGAGAAACGGUAAAUCUGUUAAAUCCGACUGUUUUCUUCCAGUGUCGCUGCUUUCGGACUGACGAAAUAAAGAAAUGGUGAAAAUAUCUGUUCUGAAGGUGGAGAACCCAUCGUGUCUCUGGGGUGCCAUUUGGGGUCUCAGCGGCGAUGUGGAGACUUCAGAACAUUACAAAAAGCUACAUUUUCAGAUGAACCUCUUCUACCGCGACACCACGCAGGACGUGUGCACGCUAAAGCCUACGUCGUUGGAGGAAGGACGGGUGUAUGUGGUGUACUGGGCGGUAAAGAAGUCGUGGUUUCGGGCCGUGGUGGAGUCGAUCUUCGUGGACUCGGUUUCCUGUCAAGCUUGUUGCUUUCUGGUCGACCACGGAGAGAAAGUCGUCGUCCCCUCAGAGCAGAUCCGGUUGGCAAUGGAAAACUUCCUUCAGCUGCCUUUCUGGGUGCAAAAGUUCCACCUGGCGGGAAUCAAACCAACAACCCUGCGAGUGUCUCUGCUUGAGGAGAAGGCAGAGCUCAAACCGUCAGCUCGGUGGGACAGCUCUGCCACGCUCUUCCUGCACAAGCUGCUGCAAGCAUCGACUCUAAAGGAGGCCGUGCUGCUUGAACCUGAGUCAGACUCUACCCCUAUCAAGCUUUACGUGACUGUUGGUGACAUCAAGAUCUGUGUGAAUGACGACUUGGUGGCGAAGAGGUUUGCCUACUACAGCACAAAAUCAGGCGACGGCCUGGAGGAGGGAGACCGACUUCCUGUGAUGCUGUCCUACAGCAUCUUAACCCAGAGCGUCUCCCCCAAGCCGACAGCACAAACCCAACCGCCUCCCGAUCAGCAGAGUCUGGUUGAAGCUGGGGGGGCAGCUGAUUGGCUUACAGCUCCUUCCCUGCUUCCUCAGAUUGUACAACACAAGCUGGUGAAGGCUGGAGGUGAACAUCGGUCAGUGGUCACAAAACAACAGCUGUCUCCAAACAGCCAGUCAGGGAGCGGCUCAGACGCAGCUGAGAGCAGCUCGUCAGACGACGCAGACUCGUCUCUGGCUGCAGCCCUCACAAAAAACCAUCAGCUGUUCAGGUUUCUACAGUUUAUGAAGCCGGGCAGCAGUUCCGAGCUGGCAGCUCCCCAGGAAGCUGAGGUGUUGCCUCUGAUGAGUGAGAAACCAGGAGCUGAGAAUCUUCAGAGCUGUCAGGCUGAAUCUUUGGUGGAUGAAGAGGCAAGCAGCUCCAGCACAUCUGUCGCCUCGGCUCCAGCAGAGGAGACCCAGCGCAGUGAGAAGGACUGGGCCUGUGCACGCCUGUUGGAGUUGUUGAAUCCACAGGCUCUGAACCCCGAUCCUGAUGCCCAAGACGCUGUGGUUUCUCCCCUCGACCCCUGCCGGAGUGGGAUUCUGGUGCACGCUACCUUCCCAGCAGAGCCGUGGAUCAGUGUGAAUGACCCCGCCAUCGCAGACACCCUCUGCUGGGUAAACAAGAAUACGCCCUGAGUUUGUCAUCAGGAUCUUUAACAUGCUAGGAAACGAGAGUUUAGUGACCUGAACAUUCAGGUGUAAUUGUAAAUGUUGUGAAAGUGGUUUCGUUAUUAACAACACAGCAUCAGAUUCAAUUUCAAAUUUGAAAUGUUCUCAGAAAUGGUUCAGAAAUACAAAUAAAGUUGUUGUUAAUUUAAAAAAAAAAAAAAAAAAAA
Molecule: messenger RNA, 1825 nt
Organism: Maylandia zebra (zebra mbuna)
Lineage: Eukaryota; Metazoa; Chordata; Actinopteri; Cichliformes; Cichlidae
Biological process (GO): germ-line stem cell division
Source: RefSeq, a predicted model, not a curated record